Penicillium daleae is the source of this 745-nucleotide messenger RNA. Its product is annotated as 40S ribosomal protein uS19. Gene Ontology annotation, biological process: translation; ribosomal small subunit assembly. Gene Ontology annotation, cellular component: ribosome; cytosolic small ribosomal subunit. The record is from RefSeq and is a predicted model, not a curated record. The transcript has 5 exons. Gene Ontology annotation, molecular function: structural constituent of ribosome; RNA binding. Lineage: Eukaryota; Fungi; Ascomycota; Eurotiomycetes; Eurotiales; Aspergillaceae. Bases 101 to 562 code for a protein of 153 amino acids.
GGGCGACCGUCCAAGCGACACGACAACCCACCCGACAACCCAUCUUCCUUCGCUUUUCGAGAUACGUUCGAAAAGCGACCUCCAAGGAAACACCGCAAAAAUGGCUGACAUCGAAUACAACGCCGAGGAGGCUGCCGAGAUCAAGAAGAGAAGACAGUUCCGCAAGUUCUCUUACCGCGGCAUUGACCUCGACCAGCUCCUCGACCUCUCCUCCGAGCAGCUCCGUGAUGUCGUCCACGCCCGUGCCCGCAGACGCUUCAACCGUGGCCUGAAGCGCAAGCCCAUGGGUCUCAUCAAGAAGCUCCGCAAGGCCAAGCAGGAGGCCAAGCCCAACGAGAAGCCCGACCUCGUCAAGACCCACCUCCGUGACAUGAUUGUUGUCCCCGAGAUGAUCGGCUCCGUCAUCGGUAUCUACUCCGGCAAGGAGUUCAACCAGGUUGAGAUCAAGCCUGAGAUGGUUGGCCACUACCUGGCUGAGUUCUCUAUCUCCUACAAGCCCGUCAAGCACGGUCGUCCCGGUAUCGGUGCCACCCACUCUUCCCGUUUCAUUCCCCUGAAGUAAACGAUUCGAACGAUUCCCCUUGGAGUGGCGUGUGGUGGAGAUGGUGCUUGGAUCGGAAAAAUGGGAUUCAGUAUCGUCCCAACUGGAUUCUUUUUAUUCAGCUUGUAUUUCCAGAGCGGAUCAGCUGUUUCCAUUUCAAUUUAAGAGCUUGUCGGCAUGAAAAAAAAUCAUUUGGGAACUUGC